Molecule: messenger RNA, 1806 nt
Organism: Meloidogyne enterolobii
Lineage: Eukaryota; Metazoa; Nematoda; Chromadorea; Rhabditida; Meloidogynidae
Source: the annotation of a GenBank genome assembly
AUGCACAAACGAGGCAUAGUUAAAAUCAUUGAACAUUUCGAACUUGGAGGAUCUGUUUAUAUAGUUAUGGAAUAUUGCAAAGAUGGGAGUUUGCGAGAGUAUGUAAAGAAAAAUGGGCCAAUGGGAGUUCUUUUAGCAACUGAUAUUCUUAUACAAUUAUGCGAUGCAUUAAAAUUAAUUCAUGAUGAGGAUAUUGCACAUAGAGACUUGACACCAAAUAAUGUUUUAAUUUGGGAAAUUAAAAGAGGAAGAGAUGACGAUGUUAAACGAAUUCGUGUGAAAGUUACAGAUUUUGGAUUAUCUAAAGAAACACCAAAUAACAAACAAGGACUUUUUAAGACAACACUUGGAACUAUUCCGUUUAUGGCUCCUGAAGUUCUUGCUGGGAAAUACACAAAAGCUGCAGAUGUUUUUGCACUUGGCUCAAUAUUUUAUUUUCUUUUAUCAGGAAGUUAUUUGACUGAUAGAUCCAAUUCUGAUAAACGUCCGAAACUUUCAACUACUUUGGAUGGUGUUAUAAAAAGGAAUUCGAUAGCGAAAUUCGAUUCAAAUAUUAAGAAUAAUUUGAGAUCAUUUUUGCAUGCAAUGCUUUGCGACGAAAAAACUAGAAUUCGUUUAGACGAAAUUAGAGAUCAUAAAUUUAUGGAAUGGUUUUAUGAUGAACGUUAUGAAAUUGAUCCAGAAUUAAGAGAAUUUUGUUCACACUCACAAAAUGGGCAUUUGAGAAGUAGAAGUCAAAGUAGAGAGUCUGAAAGAAAACCGUUACAGCAACUUAACAGACAAGAUGUACAAAAAAGAUCAAACAGAGAUUCAGCAUUUGGAAGUGACCAAAGUAAUAGUGGAAGUGGUCGUUGCCGUCAUCCACAAACCGAUCAAAAUGGCCGUUGCUUAACAUGCUCCUUUAAGUUGAGAAAUAUUUUUCCUGGCGAUUCCAAUAAUAACAUCAGAAAUAUACAAUCGAAUCCGACACGUCCGCAAUAUGCCAGUACAUCAAAAGAUAAACGAUACGAACCAGAUCUUCCAGCUACUAGUUCACAAAACAAUGAAGCAUCAAUUUAUGAUUUAAAACAGGCACCAUGGCCACUACCAAAAAUCACUUAUACUUACACAGCCGUACAUCAAUCAGGAAGAUGCAUUUUUUAUAACUAUUCACAUGCAAGAGAACGUUUACCAUUAGUUGCUGUACUAGAAAAAUCAUCGCCUAAAGAUAAUCAAACAAUUUGCAAAAUUUUUGAAUUAAGACAAAAUGAUAAGGAACAAGAAGUAAAGGGCAUUUUAUAUGAUUUAAUAACUCAAUUUAUAACUUUAACUCAGUUACGAAUAUUACAACCACAAGGGAAAAAUGUAAGAAAACCUGAACGUAAUGGAGAAAGAAUUACAGAUGCACGAGAAUUGGUUCGUCUUAAAAGUUUUGCUGAAUUUCGAGAUUGUAAAAUGGCAAAAGAUGGAUAUGAAACACUGUGGGGGUUUUUAAAAAUGGCUGCAAGUAGAAUUGUUCAGGGAUAUUGCGAAGAAAUCAUAGGUCACCGCAAAUAUAGGAUAGAACUUUAUUUGAAUGGAUGGGCCAGCCUCUUUAUAGGGCCUGGAGGUGCUAAAGAUAUUAAUGAUUUGAAACUUUCUGGAAAGCAAAAAACACAUAAUGGACAAUUUGAAAAGGUUCAAACUGGAGCUACUUUAACUGAAAAAGAACAAUUGCCAGCCAUCGAAUUGGCGAAGGCAUUAAGAACUCAUGUAAAGGAAUCGGUUUGGAAAAAAUUCAACAGAAGAAAUAUUAGAUGCACAAUUUACACACACGGGUUUGGGUGA